Messenger RNA from Rhinichthys klamathensis goyatoka, 5240 nucleotides. It is a transcript of the gene eif2ak3, whose product is annotated as eukaryotic translation initiation factor 2-alpha kinase 3. The transcript is spliced from 17 exons. Gene Ontology annotation, molecular function: protein binding; ATP binding; protein kinase activity. Bases 190 to 3474 code for a protein of 1094 amino acids. NCBI's taxonomy places the organism in Eukaryota, Metazoa, Chordata, Actinopteri, Cypriniformes, Leuciscidae. The record is from RefSeq and is a predicted model, not a curated record. Gene Ontology annotation, biological process: protein phosphorylation.
GGCCAACGUCAAGUAUAAAGGGAAUAACAUGGUGCUGUUGAGUGGAUGUUUACGUUAAGAGAGGGCAACAGAAAGAGAUCAAAUAGCCUUACGAAUUUAUUUGUAGAACGCGUUUUAUAGUCUAGUUUUUAAAAUUCACUUUGUAUUUUGGUAUGUGAUUGCCUAACUACUCAUGUGCCACUUGUCCCAAUGGAAAGGGGGUUUCAGUUUGGAAAUGUGUGCAUAUCUCUGCUGCUGCUGCUUGUUCUGAGAACGUUAACGGUUACUUUGCAAAGUCAGUCUCUCUCAGAGAGAAAACUCGAAGUGGCCCCGACGCCAAACACCGAGGCGGCGGAACAUGCUGCCGUUAUGGAGCGGCCACUUGACAACGUCGGAGGAGCCCCGGGUUUCGGAGAAGUGACCGUAGAGGACGACGACUACGGCUCGACAGGAGAGAGCGAAGAGACGACUGGAGACAGCGACGCAAACUUACACCAACACCGGAGGGCUCUGGUGAUCAUUAGCACACUGGAUGGAAGAAUCGCAGCUCUGGACCCUUUGAACCAGGGACGCAAACAGUGGGACCUGGACGUGGGCUCAGGCUGUCUAGUGUCCUCUAGCCUCAGCAAACCAGAGAUUUUUGGGAACAAGAUGUUCAUUCCCUCUCUGGACGGAGCUCUGUUCCAGUGGAACAGGGACAGGGAGAGUAUGGAGGCUGUUCCCUUCAGUGUCGAGUCCCUGCUGGACUCCUCGUUCCGCAUCGGAGAGGACACUGUGCUUGUUGGGGGCAAGUCCCUCACCACGUAUGGCCUUGGUGCAUACAGUGGCAAGUUAAAGUAUAUUUGUUCAGCGGUGGGCUGCAGUCGGUGGGGGGACGAGGAAGGAGAGCCAGAGGACGUACUGUUACUCCAGAGAACACAGAAAACUGUCAGAGCUGUGAGGCCUCGCAACGGGUUUGAGAAAUGGAACUUCAGCGUGGGAAACUUUGAGCUGAAAUAUGCCCCUGAGAUUCAGUCCAACCUCAACUUCCUGGAGGGGGAGGCGUCUACUGGGGAGACAUGGCGAGAGGUCAGACGUGAAGCACAGCGUGUCAUCCAGGAGGAGACGGACACUCAAACCAAAAAUCAUGCUAAUACGCACCCAAACUCGCACACUCAGGUAGAGGGCUUAGACCUGGUCAUUAAAGUUUCUGUGCCGGACUGGAAAGUCAUGGCCUUCAGCACCAAACCAGAAGGACAGCUGAUCUGGGAGCAUCAGUUUUGCACACCCAUUGCAUCUGCGUGGCUGGUGGGAGGGGGGAAGGUAACGCCCAUUAGCCUGUUUGAUGACACCUCAUAUAACACCCACACCGACACCGAGGCUCGGGAGGAUGAUGACAUCAUAGAGGAGGCCCGCGGGGCCACAGAGUCCAGCGUUUACCUGGGGAUGUUUCAGGGUCAGCUGUACCUCCAGUCUUCUGUGAGAAUCUCAGAGAAGUUUCCUUCGAAGCCCAAAGCUCUAAACGGCUGGAGCAGUGACACUGACAUGAUGCCACCACCUAUAGUCAAAUGGAAACCCCUCAUCCACUCCCCUUCCCGUACUCCAGUCCUGGUGGGCUCUGAGGAGUUUGAUAAAUGUCUGAAUAAUGAUAAAUUCUCUCAUGAGGAGUACAGUAAUGGAGCUCUGUCAAUUCUGCAGUACCCGUAUGAUAAUGGAUACUACUUUCCAUACAGCGCUCGUUAUCGUAACCGGCGUGAUGAGACGGCAGUGAGUGUUCUACUGAAGAAAGAUGGAGAGGGGUCACAGGUGAGAAGGAAAGACCCUGUGCUGCUACUGCCGUGGUGGAAGGAGAUUCUGGGUACCAUCAUCUUCUGCAUCGCUGCCACCACCUACAUCGUCCGCAAGUUCUUCCACCCGCCCACAACAUACGCGCGGCAACGUAAGGAGUCUGAGACACAGUGUCAAACUGACAACAAGUUUGAACUGGAUGUUACAGAGCCCAAAGAAGUUGUCAUCACAGAGACACGUCCUUGUGAAUAUGUUUCUAGGUACUUGACAGACUUUGAGCCAGUUCAGUGUUUGGGACGUGGUGGAUUUGGUGUCGUGUUUGAGGCGCGCAACAAGGUGGAUGACUGCAACUACGCCAUCAAGAGGAUCCGCCUACCCAACAGGGAGUUGGCUCGUGAGAAGGUCAUGCGAGAAGUAAAGGCUCUAGCUAAGCUGGAACACCAAGGCAUCAUCCGUUAUUUUAACGCUUGGCAGGAGAGUCCGCCCCAGGGCUGGCAGGAGGACAUGGACAAACGCUGGCUCAAAGAUGCCAGUACUGCUGACUGGUUACUGAGUUCUCCUGAGCACAUGGAGGCAUUCUCAGUCAAAGUUCCUGUGGCCACUCCUUCUCCAGUGGACUCCUCAUGCAUGUGUGCGGCCGGUGGGGACACGAGUGUGUGCAUCGGGGAUCAGGUGUGUGUGGAAGGCCUGGGACCGGACAGUAUGAUGUCAGAGCGUGACAGUCAGGCUGUCCUGGACGUCUCGGAUUCCCCCCACUCUUUUGAGCUCUGCCCUCCCCGCACAGUUGCUCAUGGCGACUGCACUUCUUCCUCCUUCGAUAUAGUUUUUGAGGACUCAGGCUGUGAACACCAGGACAAUGACAGUGACCUCAGUGGAAGAACACCUGUGCCACCUGCGUGCCUUUCACAGUCUGGCUCCAAAACCCAGCGUAGUACAUCAGUGGGACCACCCUCUAACUUGCCAUCAAGGCCCACCUCUCUGAGCCUGGCCCCCAGCACCCCCUGCCCUGUCACGCGGCCCCCGCUCACACCUAAGGUCUACUUGUACAUUCAGAUGCAGCUGUGCAGGAAGGAGAACUUGAAGGACUGGAUGGCCCAGAGGUGUUUGCCUGAGCUCAGGGAGCACAGUCAGUGUCUGGAUAUCUUCCUGCAGAUCGCAGAAGCUGUGGAUUUCCUGCAUAGCAAAGGACUUAUGCACAGAGAUCUUAAGCCAUCCAAUAUCUUCUUCACAAUGGAUGACGUGGUGAAGGUGGGAGACUUCGGACUGGUCACUGCUAUGGAUCAGGAGGAAGACGAUGAGGAGCUGAGUAACCUCACACCAAUGCCAAUGUAUGCCCGUCACACUGGCCAAGUGGGCACCAAACUCUACAUGAGCCCUGAACAGCUGUCUGGGAAUUCUUAUUCUCACAAGGUGGACAUUUAUUCACUUGGCCUGAUUCUUUUUGAGCUUCUCUGUCCAUUCCGCACCCAGAUGGAGAGAGUCAGGACUCUCACAGAGGUCAGAGCCCUACAGUUUCCUGCUGCUUUCUGUAAGGCCAAUGUUCUGGAAGCACAGAUGGUGCGCUGUAUGCUGUCCCGAGUGCCCGCGGAACGCCCAGAGGCGUCAGAAAUCACAGAGGCCCCUUUAUUCCAGGAGCUGGAGAUGCCCUGCAGAAUCCGACCACGCACUCGAACGUACAGCGCUUCGUCUGCAGGACGACCGUCAAGACAGAUAUCCUCAUCAAACUAGAACUCCCACUCAAAGACACACACAUACUGUACCUCGUCUGCAGGAUGACAAACACAACCAGUCACCACCUCUUGCAACGCACAUUCAGAUAAACUGAGCUAAAUCAAGAUCAUCAUCCCACUAAGGUCAUUCCACAAACCUCUACAACUGGAAUCACACACAUCGUAAACAUAAAUGAAAUUGCUGCCCACUGUGGCAUUUGUGCCAAGGGCGUUCAAUAAUUAACAAAAAGGCCCCAUUGCAUUUCUUUCAACUCAGUCAACCAAUCCCAUGAUUCCAUGCUCCAGAAGCAUUUUAACACACCCACCCACACACACACUUGCAGUAGGAGGAGAGUUGUUGUUUUUGCAGUGCUAAUGAAUGACCUGCCUUCGGACGCCGUUCACUCUGCAUGUCUUAAACGGGAAGUUGUGUGAUGCGUGCUUUUCUUUCCAAACGGGAAAUUGCACGAGUUCUUUUUCUCCUCUAAUGUAAAUAGGCUUAAAUACCAAGCAAGAGAGGCUUUGUGUGCUUUAAAGGUGCUCGUUCAAGACCGAACGCACAAGUUCAGAGGCAUUAUAGCCACUCGCUGAUACAGUGUUAGUGGCUAAUGUGCACAUUACUUGAUGAACAUGGAUCUGCAUAUGACUGAGUGGAUGUGGAAAUAUUCAAACUGCCUUUAAGCUGGACUUUGAGACACGAAUGACAUGUUAGUGAUGGUCAGUAUGAGACUUAGAAUGGACUGAUUUGAAAUGGAGACUUUAAAAAUCAUUCUGUAAAAUACUUCAUGUCAGUAGCUCCUAGAAAGGUAGUUUACUGGGUCAUUUUGAAAAGAAAAAUUCAAAAAAAUCUGAAUAAGAAAGAAGUGCUUUGACUAAUCACACAAUAAGAAAGGAUACAGCUGGAGGAAUCACUUCGACCAAAUAUUCAGCACACACCCUUAAUUGUAACAUAUCAGGUAUUUACUGAUUGUAUGAUUUUUCUUACCGAUUUUGAUUAGAGGGAGUGAAUUUUCUUUUGUAUAUGAUGGAAUUUUCUGUAUAGUGACUGCUUUUUAUGACUUUUUUCAACUUCUAUGGACGUUUUUCCUAAGAAUUGUUGUCAAAGUUUGAGAGAAUGGCGAUAGUGGAUUGUGGUGACGGAUUGGAUCUCUGGUUGCGUUGAAGAGCACCGGGUGCCUCUGCACCUUCAGGAGCAGCUUCUGUAUGUAUGUGAAUACUGGUGCGUUUCCUGAACUGGCCAUAUGCUGCAGAACGGAUUUGAGAUUAUGACCUUUGACCCUUAAGCACGAGGACUGCGUCCUGUAAUCCACGUCAGGGACCGCUUUGUAAACCCUUCACCUUUUAACCUAUAUCUGUGAACCCGACCCAGUGAAGACAGCAACGAGUGCUGAUCCUGUUCAGAUCACUGUGGCAAAUCCUUCCAACAGAUCUUUCCCAUCUAAUAAUUCUCCUCAGUCUUUGGUUUAAAUUCAUUUUAUUGAUGGCCGUUUCAUUAUUGUUAAUUUAGCAUUUGGUUUUGACCGUUUCAGUUUAUCCAAUGUUCUUCAGAUGUUUUGUUUUUUUCUGUGACGGUUGGAAUCCCGGUUUCAUGUUCUGUAGCCAUGUCUCCUGCCGUUUUAUGUAAAUAUGUUUGUUUUUAUUUAUGUCGACUACAAAAAUCAAUCCGUUGGAUUGGUUGAGGUAUAAAUAAGGUAUAUGAAUGCACUUCAUCCGGUGGAGUGCGUUGAAAUAUUGUGACUUCUUACAAGUCAAUAAUGUAAUAAACGUUCUAUGAUGUUUGUAAAA